This is a messenger RNA of Prunus armeniaca (apricot), 216 nucleotides long. The record is from the annotation of a GenBank genome assembly. NCBI's taxonomy places the organism in Eukaryota, Viridiplantae, Streptophyta, Magnoliopsida, Rosales, Rosaceae.
AUGUCACGAGCGCGUAGGUGUGCUCGGAUCUCAAUUUGGAUAUCGUUAGAGUCCCGAACGGAUAUCGCAUAUCGCGAUCGACGGAUCGUAAAACGGAGUCCCGGAUACUCCGGAAAUGCCAACCCUGGGGUUAGGGUUUUAGUAACCGUCCGAUCCUGCGAUCGUGAGCGAUCCGACCGUCCGAUCUGGACCAAACUUGCAGGACGUGCAUCCUAG